UGGCUACCUUAUCACGUGCGCGAGUGCAAUCAUCCAGUUUGAAUCCAACGAAGUCCGCUGAGCCUCUGUUCAAAUUCGAAGCACUUAUUACCAAUAUCAUCCCUAGCCCUCGUGUCUUAUCCUAUGCAGCAUGCCUGUAACAGCCAUCGGCGACGCAUCACCCAAAUCACACAAAAAGUCCAGGUCCGCCGACUCCAAUGCCAAGGAUGUCGGUCAAGAACACGUAAAGUCAAAGAAGAGAAAGCAUAAAGAAGCUACCAGUGACGCGUUGUCCACGACCACCCUAAAAGGUCAAGCGGCUUCCACGACACGAGAUUCUCAGAGCGCGAGUCAUCCCUUAUCUCCUUCAAGUGCACCCUCUACAGGAAAUGUCGCAUCCAAAAAUGUUCAGCUAGCAAACUUAACUACAGGUGAUGCGGAGCGGAAAAAGAAGAAUAAGAAUUACUUGGGGAACGUGGCGCACGAGCAGUUGAAAGACAGAAGUGACGAACGUAGGAAGGAGAAGACGAAAAAGAAACUGAAGCACUCAGACGAAGGCCAAGAUGAGGGAGUUGCACUUGAUGGACAGGUCACACAUUCGAACGACACCAAGGUCCGAACACCAGAAGAGGCUACCUCAGAAAAGUCACGACAGAAGAAGAGAAAGGCGCAGGAACAGUCGGGAGAAACACCUGAUAGCAAACCGCUCAAAAAAAAGAAAGGCCACCGUCCACCAGAUUUGCCCUCCAUAGACCCUAGUGCAGACGAGUCUCUGUCUGAUCAAAGUCGGAAAGCGUUGUCGUAUGCAUAUGCACGAUUUGAGGAUCCACCGAACUGGAAGUUUAAUAAAGCCAGGCAGAUAUGGCUGAUUAAAAGGUUGUGGUCGGAAGAAAUGAUACCCGAGGAGUAUUUUACCUUGGUGACCAAAUAUCUCGCAGAUGUAAAGGGGGGAAUUCGAGACAACCUCAUACAGAUGUGCAAGUCUGUAGAGGCCUUGGAGACACCAGAUCCUGUGACUUCAGAAUCAGCCGUACUGCCAAGUGAUCUUUCGAAUGGACGGUCCACUAUCACGACCAAAGUGAUGAGAGCUCGUAGCUUACUGAGUGCUCUGUCGGGUAUACCGUGAGGUCAGCUCACUCUGACGUUGCGCGUUGCAGCGAUUUGAAGCAUCAGUACAAGGAUCGCAGGCUUCAUGUUACCUUGAGUAGACAG
Molecule: messenger RNA, 1191 nt
Organism: Suillus subaureus
Lineage: Eukaryota; Fungi; Basidiomycota; Agaricomycetes; Boletales; Suillaceae
Exons: 4
Coding region: 131-1105 (324 amino acids)
Source: RefSeq, a predicted model, not a curated record